Trichomonas vaginalis G3 is the source of this 330-nucleotide messenger RNA. RefSeq lists its product as uncharacterized. The coding region runs from base 1 to 330 and encodes 109 amino acids. Lineage: Eukaryota; Parabasalia; Trichomonadida; Trichomonadidae. The transcript has a single exon. The record is from RefSeq and is a predicted model, not a curated record.
AUGCUCAGCUCCUCUGACCAAUAUCUUGACUCAAGGAAUCCCGAAUCAUCUCCUAUAAUUGAUUUAGACUCUGAUAUCUCUACAGAUCUUUUAAUCAAUUUUGAAAAGAAUUCUCACUUCCCAGAUUCAACACUUUUUGACAAAGAAAGCCAACUUCAACUGUCCAAUUUAGAUGAAUUGUUCUCUCAAUCUCUAAGUCAAUCCCGUAUACCAUCAGCCAUCAGGAAAUCUAAAAAGAAGAAGGUUAUAAAAUCGGCUAUUUUCCAUCCAUUUGCUUCGAUUGAAAACACAGAGAUUACCGUUCAGAGCUUAAAGAGUUAUUUUAAGUAA